Emiliania huxleyi CCMP1516 is the source of this 1917-nucleotide messenger RNA. RefSeq lists its product as hypothetical. The record is from RefSeq and is a predicted model, not a curated record. Gene Ontology annotation, molecular function: DNA binding; DNA-binding transcription factor activity. Gene Ontology annotation, biological process: regulation of DNA-templated transcription. Lineage: Eukaryota; Haptophyta; Isochrysidales; Noelaerhabdaceae. The transcript has 7 exons. Bases 10 to 1917 code for a protein of 635 amino acids.
GGCCGCGGGAUGGCAGGCUCGUCGGUGCAUCGGCACGGCCGGCUGCUGUGUCGCGGCGCGCCGCUGUCGUUUCUCGAUGGCGAGUGGGUGCGCCAGGACUCCGACGUCAAGUCGUCCCCUCGCUUCGCGCACAGCGACGACCCCAAGCUCCACCUCACCUCCGACGGCGCCGCCUGGCGGGUCACGCGCGGGGCGGGGUCGGGUGAGGUGAUCGCCGAGGCGGCCUCGACCGCGCUCCACCCAGGGACGGUCGAGGUCGGGUCGUGGAAGGUCUUCGACCGCGGCAAGGAGCUGCCAAAGUCCGCCGAGCUCGAGAUGCUCUGCGACGGCCCAAACACCGAGGAGCAGCCCUUCCUGAUGGAGGAGCUCGGCCGCGACUUCUUCCUGCGGGUGCACCUCACGCGCAAGUCGCAGCACCUCGUCAACCUCCACCCCGAGCUGGUCGCCAAGAAGCCGCCAAAGGAGAAGAAGGAGAUGAAGCUCGCCGGGCUCGAGAAGAACAUGCCCUCGCCCGCCGACCCAGAGAGAGUCAAGACGCUGAUCCACGCGCUGCUCUGCCCGUCCGAUGGCCCGUCCGAUAGGCCCGACUACACCGCCGAGGCGGUCGGCGUCGCGGUGGACGCGCUGCUCGAGCGGGCGCCGAACCCGCGCCGCUGCGAGAGAGGCGAGGUCUUCAAGGGCCCGGUGACCGUGCUCGUAGAUGUGAAGGACGAGAGCGGCGCAGUGAUCGGUCAAGUCGAGCGACCCAUCACGCUGUCGGACGCGAAGAAGGCGAAGGGCGGCUUCCACGCCAGGGUCCAAGCCAUCAACGCGUGGCUCGCCGCGGCGCAGCCCGAUGUACCGCUCAUCCCCGAGUACUGCGCCUGCUGGGCCGCGCCCGACGCCUACCUGCGGACCGACAAGGACGGCAAGCGGAAAGACGAGUGCAUGGCGGACUUCCCCUCGGAGAAGCGGUGGAGCGGCGAGUGGUGGCGCUUCUGGCGGGAGCACAUCGAGCCGGCGAUCGCCGGCAAGGUUCCGGGACCCCCGCGCAAGUCGGUGUACCAGAAACUGUCCGAUCUGCGGGAGGGUCCGGCGAGCGGCCACAGGGCCAAGCGGCAGAAGCUGGGCCCGGCCGCGUCGGCAGGCGCGGCCGGCAGCCAUUCGGCAAGCGCGGCCGAGCUCGUGGGCGCCGUGGUCCCGGGCGUGUUCAAAAGUGGCUCGCGCUUCCAGGCGCAGCACAGGGUGGACGGAAGGCAGGUCGACCUCGGCACCUUCGGCACGGCGGUGGAGGCGGCGGUGGCGUAUGCGCGGGCGGUCGGGGAAUACCAGCCUCCGGCUCCUCCUCCGAUUGUGGCUGCAGAAGGGGAGGUGGUUGCAGAGGCGGAGGGCUUGAGAUUGCACCUCUCCAGCAACAGUGCCACCGGGUACAAGGGCGUGCAGCAGCGCCCCUCCGGCCGCUUCCGGGCGCAGCACACGGUGGGAAGGGAGACUGUCUGCUACGGCUUCUUCGGCACGGCGGUGGAGGCGGCGGUGGCGUAUGCGCGGGCGGUCGGGGAAUACCAGCCUCCUCCGGCGGUGGCUGCAGAGGCGGAGGGCCUGAGAUUGCACCUCUCCAGCAGCAGUGCCACCGGGUACAAGGCCGUAUCCAUUUGGCGCGGGUCGAGCGGCGGCAUCGUCGACGUCGAUUGCGCGGUGGACGCUCUCGUGGCGGCGGUGCUCGCUGGAGCCCCCCGCGCUGUGCAGGACCCCUGGGGCUGCCUUGGGCUGCAGCGGUUGACGGGCCGCGAGGCGAGCCGGAAGCGGUACCUGCAGCUGGUGCGGCGGCUCCACCCAGAUCGGUGCGGCCACCCGCGCGCCGGAGAGUGCUUCGCGCUCGUCGAGGAGGCGUGGCGAGCCAUCGAGGCGCGGGGGGAGGGCGGAAGGAGCGCCGGAUAG